UGUAUCGCAAGGCCAGAGACAGUGGAACAGUGAUAGGGCUGCCUGCUCGAGUCUUGCGUUCUUACUGAAUGUAUAGUCAAUUCCUCCUCCUCGAUUACUCACAUGCAGCUUUCUUGGCUAAACGAAAAAACUGCUAAAGGAAAACAGCUUCUCUCAGACCUCCAACAGGAUCUAAAUGCAAACAUAUUUUUUUGCCAACUAGUUAUAUCUUUAGAUUUUCUUGAAAAGCAUAGGCUACAUGUGUAUAGAGUUCGAUAUAAUCAAUACCGCUCUAACGCCAACUUGGACACUGAAUUUGAGUUCAAUGACAAACUGACAAGGAGGCAGCUACAUGGACAUUCACGCUCCUACAAGCUCAUUGACGCUGUUGUGUUCUGAUUUUUUAUCUUCCUUCGAUUCGUGUGGAAAUCAUGUUGGUACAGUUGAUGAUUUCCAAUAGAAGCAGUGGCAGUGUUCAUUGAUCGAGUUAGUAUUGGUCGGCAAAGGACUAAUUCAUUCGUUUACUAAUGCCCUGCAAAAUGUUUGAAUCCAAAUACCUCUGAAGAAAUAGAAGGGAGCAGUAGCAGACCCAUGCAGGGCUUCGAUAGUUGGUACGUUUUUCAUUCCUUAGGAAUUAUUUUGCAAGUGGCAUUUCUUCUCGCAUGAUAAUACAAUAAUAUAUUUAUAUGCUGCAUAUAAUUAAUUAGCAUUAGUAAAACGAUUCCGUCACUUUAAUGAAUGAAUUCUAUGUUAUUAGAGAGAGAUGCAGAGAUUUAGAUAAUGAUCUCCAUUGGCAGAUGAUGCGUAGCGUGGAGAACACGUGUCCAUUUUUGCAUCAUAUUUUUUUCUGAUCUGGAAUCCUUCCUUGUCACACCAAGAAGGGAAAGAAGCUGACUGCCAAUGCACGGGCUAUAGAUUUGCGUUUUAUGGAAAUCUUGGGUUUCAGAUUUGAGGAAAACACGUAUAACAUCAUCCCCUCUCCGGCAACUAUGCUUUUCCACGGCCUCCCCGGAGGCGAAAUGCACGUUGUUGUGGAAGAAAUGGACCGGAGAAGAAAGAGCGAAUCUGCAGCUAUCAGUUCGGCCAUAGAUAUGGGAGAAUCUGAAACGAACAUGUCGUGCAUGAACAGCGACAGGGUGUCUUUGUGCGCGGGCUGCGGCGGGAAGAUCGCUGACCGCUACUACCUGCUGGCAGUGGACAAACAGUGGCACAUGCGCUGUCUCAAGUGCUGCGAGUGUAAACUCAACCUCGAGUCCGAGCUCACCUGCUUCAGUAAAGAUGGAAGUAUCUACUGCAAGGAAGAUUAUUACAGAAGGUUUUCGGUCCAGAGAUGUGCCCGGUGCCACCUCGGGAUCUCGGCCUCAGAGAUGGUGAUGCGGGCCAGGGACUUGGUGUACCACUUGAACUGUUUCACCUGCACAUCCUGCAACAAGAUGCUAACGACUGGGGACCACUUUGGCAUGAAAGACAGUCUGGUGUACUGUCGGCUGCACUUUGAAAAUCUCAUACAGGGGGAAUAUCAGACACAUUUCAAUCAUGCGGAUGUAGCCUCUCACAAAGGACUGGGACCUGCCAACGCAUUGGGACUAUCCUAUUUCAACGGUGUGGGGAGUGUGCAUAAAGGGCGGCCCAGGAAAAGGAAAAGUCCCGGGCCAGGAGCAGAUUUAGCAGCCUACAAUGCCGCACUCAGCUGUAAUGAGAACGAUGGAGACUCUAUGGACAGGGACUCUUACAGCUCCAGUCAGAAGACCAAGCGCAUGCGGACCUCCUUCAAACAUCACCAGCUGAGGACCAUGAAGUCCUACUUUGCCAUAAACCACAACCCAGACGCCAAGGACCUGAAGCAGCUAGCCCAGAAGACUGGCCUCACCAAGCGUGUACUCCAGGUCUGGUUCCAGAACGCUCGGGCCAAGUUCCGGCGGAACCUGCUGAGACAGGAAAACACGGGUGUGGACAAGACCUCAGACGGCUCCACCCUGCAGGGGGGCACGCCCUCCGGACCCGCCUCCGAUAUCUCCAACGCCUCCAUGAGUCCUUCCAGCACCCCCACCACCCUGACAGACCUGACCAACCCCACCAUGCCCACCGUCACCUCCGUGUUAACCUCUGUCUCGGGCAGCAUGGAAGUCCACGAGUGCAGGAGCCCGUUGCAGACCACCCUGACCAGUCUGUUCUGAUGCCCCCUUACAGACUGACCCCUUCAGCUUCAUCUGAUGCCCCCGACCCUUUAAACAUCCUCACCAGCCUCAUCCCGAGCCCCC
Molecule: messenger RNA, 2240 nt
Organism: Salmo salar (Atlantic salmon)
Lineage: Eukaryota; Metazoa; Chordata; Actinopteri; Salmoniformes; Salmonidae
Product: LIM/homeobox protein Lhx2
Biological process (GO): neuron differentiation; regulation of transcription by RNA polymerase II
Cellular component (GO): nucleus
Molecular function (GO): RNA polymerase II transcription regulatory region sequence-specific DNA binding; DNA-binding transcription factor activity, RNA polymerase II-specific
Source: RefSeq, a predicted model, not a curated record